Molecule: messenger RNA, 5186 nt
Organism: Zea mays
Lineage: Eukaryota; Viridiplantae; Streptophyta; Magnoliopsida; Poales; Poaceae
Exons: 12
Coding region: 371-3988 (1205 amino acids)
Biological process (GO): Golgi organization
Cellular component (GO): ER to Golgi transport vesicle membrane; endoplasmic reticulum exit site
Source: RefSeq, a predicted model, not a curated record
UUGAAUAUUUGUUGCCUGUUAAUUUAUUUGAUAAUUAAAAAAGAACGGACGGAGAUUAUGACAGAGAAGAGUGUGUGAGAGACAAGUAAAGAAAGAGGUGGAGGGACCAGAGACCACGGGUGGCGCGAUGCGACGUCGGCUGUCGUGCUCGUGACCGCAGCCGCGCCUUCCCGCCUCCACCUCCUCCUGCGAUUCCGAUCCGCCGCCCUGUCCGGCCGGCCGGUAAGCCCCGCCUCCGCCCUGUUCCCUCGGCACCCAUUUUUCAUUUCAACUGAGAGGCGGAGGAACCAACCCAGGCACCCAACCAACCCUAGAUCCACCGCUUCUGCCACACGAGAGGGAGAGAUAGACCUCUCCGAUCUAAUUCCGCAUGGCCUCCUCCUCCUCCUUCGCCCCCGACGACCAGACCGACGCCGACUUCUUCGACAAGCUCGUCGACGACGACGACCCCGCCACCAGCCUCCCCGACGACCCACCCAUCCCAGAGCCGCAGGCGCCUCCCGAGGGUUCAGGCAAGGGCGGCGCCGGCGUCCACACUGCGGUCAAGCAGGUGCAGUGGGCUUCCUUCGGAGGUGGCGCGGACGACGGUCCUGACCCAUUUGCUCAUCUCUCGGGAGGCGCCGGCGACGACGACGGCUUCCUCGUGACCACGGCCGGGACCCAGACGGCCUCGGAUCACGCCUUCUUUGGCGGGACCCAGAGCUUGGCCGCCGAGGUGACGGACCAGGACUUCUUCGCCGGGAGCAACUCCUCCAAUCAGCAUAAUGUCAGUGGUCAGCACGACCAGGGCGGCGGCAGCACUGCAGUGGAUUCAGCAGAUCCCAUGUCUUUGGAGGCCAUGUACCCUGGGUGGAAGUAUGAUGAGGCCUCCCAGCAAUGGUACCAGCUUGACGACAGUGUAAAUUCAACUGGGAAUGCAGCUCAGGUGCUGGACAACAGCACUCGGUAUGCACAGCAGCAGCAGCAGCUCCACGCCUCUUAUCUGCACAAUUCAGUGCAUUCAGGGCUUGAGACAAUUGCUGAGGAGGGCACUACCGCAACCGGUGCUGUCUCAAGUUGGGGCCAAGGGGCUGCCUCAGAGUACCCACCCAACAUGCUCUUCUAUGCAGAGUACCCUGGUUGGUACUUCGACACCAACACCCAGCAGUGGCACUCCCUCGAGUUAUACCAGCAGGCCGCCAUGCAGGCUGGAACAGCUAGCAUGGGCCAGACUGUUAUUGCAAACGACGGUGUUGCUGCAACUUCCUCUCUGACAGGCUAUAAUGCCGCACAAAAUGAGGACCUUGCUGCCCAUGAUCAGGUCACCCAACACAACUCAUUCUCGAAUAGUUUCGCUCAUCAGAACCAAUGGCAGAUUACCGAUGCAUUUGGUAACAAUGUACGAUCUGAAUGUGCUACAGAGAACAGCCUGGCUAGUAGUUCCUAUGGUUUUCAACAACACAGGAAUGCUGAUUCUACCAGUUCAUCUACGAACCAACGGGCUGGUUUUAAUGCAGCUGAAACUGUUACUGAUCACUAUGGUGGACGCAAGGGCGUUGAAUCGCCAAGUAUUCAGAGCGGUUAUAGCACUUCUGACAUUCAACAAUCCAGUCACAAGGCAUUCGAACCUUACACGGGUUAUCAGGACCAUUACAAAGCAUUUGAACCUGCCACAGGUCACCAUGCCAGUAACAACAUGUUCAAACAGUCCACAGGUAACCAGGGAGGUUACAAGGCGUUUGAACCUGCCAUGGAUAACCAGAGUGGCUACAAGGCAUAUGAACCUUCUAUGGGUCACCAUAGUGCUUCCUGGGAACCCGUGCCUUCCACGGGUCACCAGACUGAUUUCAAGGGGUCCGGAGCUUCAACUGUUCAUCAGGCCGGAUACAAAGAAUUUGAAACUUCUACAGGUUACAAUACAAGUUUAAAGGCAUUUGAACCUUCUUCAUCUCAACAUGCUGGUUACAUGGGUUCCCAAUCUAACUACAUGGGAUUUGACACUUCUACAAACCACCAUGGUUAUGGCGAUGCAAAUGUUGUUGCGAGCACUCAAGGCUUUGUCCCAAUGCAAACCACAUACCAGGGACAGACACAAGCAAUUGCAAACUCACAAGUGCACCUGUCAAAUAGCUAUUUGGGUAUUGACAACUCCAUGAACUUUAAUCAGCAGCAAUUUCUGGGUGCAAAUGCCUCAAACUUGCAAUUCAGUCACUCCCCACAUGAUGGUAGAGCUGGACGACCACCACAUGCUCUCGUUUCUUUUGGGUUUGGAGGGAAGCUCAUAGUUAUGAAAGAAGCUAGCUCCAUGCCCGCAAGCUUUAACAAUGGAAUUCAGGGUAACUCUAGUGGCACAGUUUCAGUUCUUAAUCUGUCAGAGGUGGUCAUGGAUAAAAUUGAUUCUUCAAGCAUCACUAAUGGUAGUGCACUUAGUUAUUUCCAUGCUCUGUGCCGCCAACCAGUUCCUGGUCCUCUGGUUGGUGGAAGUGCUGCAUCAAAGGAUGUAAAUAAGUGGAUUGAUGAAAUGAUUGCAUGGUACGAUUCUUCUAGUGAACUCCAGAGAAGUGAUACUCGCAAGUUGCUUAUUUCAUUGCUGAAGAUACUGUCUCAGCACUAUGGAAAACUCCGUUCACCUUUUGCGUCUGACCCAUCACAAGAGGAGACAGAUGGUCCAGAAAUGGCAGUAACUAAGCUAUUUUCAUCGUUUAAAAGUACUGUUAAUAUGGGAGAUUAUGGAUCCAUUGUUUCUUGCAUGAAAAAUAUUCCUUCAGAAAGUCAGAUGCAGGCUGUUGCACAGGAGGUCCAAAAUCUUCUAGUUUCUGGGAGAAGAAAAGAGGCCCUUCAGUGUGCCCAGGGAGGUCAACUUUGGGGACCUGCAAUCAUACUGGCAUUGCAGCUCGGUGAUAUGUUUUAUGUGGAUACAGUGAAGAAAAUGGCUCACUUCCAUUUUGUAUCGGGGUCCCCUCUGCGAACGCUAUGCCUUCUGAUUGCUGGACAACCUGCAGAUGUUUUUAAUGUAGAUAACAAUGUCAACAUUGACUAUGGUACAUCCCAUCAACCUAUGGAGCCUGGUCCUAAUGGUAUGUUGGAUGAUUGGGAGGAGAAUUUAGCUAUUAUUACUGCAAACAGAACGAAAGGUGACGAUCUAGUAAUCACCCAUCUUGGUGACUGUCUCUGGAAAGAAAAAAAUGAGAUUGCAGCUGCUCAUUCGUGCUAUUUAGUUGCCGAACUAAAUAUUGAUUCAUACUCGGAAAGCGCAAGGUUGUGCCUCAUUGGUGCAGAUCACUUGAAGUGUCCUCGAACAUUUGCCAGCCCUGAAGCCAUUCAGAGGACAGAGGUUUAUGAAUACGCGAAGGUGCUUGGUAAUUCUCAGUAUAUCCUACUACCCUUUCAGCCAUAUAAGCUGAUAUAUGCAUACAUGCUUGUUGAAGUGGGGAAGGUUUCUGAUUCUUUGAGGUAUUGCCAAGCGUCUAUGAAGGUAUUGAAAGCCUCUGGCCGUGCCCCUGAAUUGGAGGUGUGGAAGCAAUUAAUUUCUUCACUGGAGGAGAGGAUACGCACUCACCAGCAGGGUGGAUAUGGCACAAAUCUUGCCCCAGCAAAACUAGUUGGGAAGAUUUUUACCUCGCUUGAUAAAUCUAUAUCCCGCAUGAUGGGUACACCAUCUGCACCACUUCCACCAUUGCCACAUGGAUCUGUUAGCGAUAGAGAGAGCCACUCUAUGCCUGAAGCAGCAAAAUUUAUAAAUAGCCAAUCAGUAAUGGCCAUGUCAUCGCUAAUGCCAUCUGCUUCAAUGCAGUCAAUGACUGAGAUAGCAGAGAAUAGUGAUGGCACUGGCAGGAAAAUGGCACACAACAGAAGUGUUUCUGAGCCAGACUUCGGUAGAACAUCAAAACAGGGUGGUGGAUCAGAUGGCACACAGAGCAGUGCAGCAGGAUCUGGCAGUUCUCGAUUUGGUUGGCUAGUGCAGAAGACUAUGGGAUUAGUGUCAAAAUCUCACCGCCAGAUAUGUUGACACAUUCAAUAAAUCAGGUGCAUCUGGAGCGGUGCCAUCAUAUAACAAACCAGCUGCUCCAUCCGUGACACCACCAGCUGGUGCCAAGUUCUUCAUACCGACUGCAGCACCUGUUGCUGCAGAUCAGAUGAUGCCACACCAAGCAGCAGAGAUACACAGUGAAACCAUGCAACAGGAUGAGAGGGCAGCCUCACCGCCUGCUGGAACAUCAUUCUCUUCAACCCCACCACCCACACAAUUUUCAUCGCCCCCACCACACACGCAAUUCUCGUCACCAAUGCAAUCAACAAUCCAUCGGCAAUCUAGUAUGGCGAACAUCUCCACCCCUUACCAGAGUUCCGGGGUAUCAUCAUUAAGCAGCGACACCUCAUUCUCAAAAUCACGAGCUGCAUCCUGGAGUGGAACAUACUCUGAGCAGUUCAGUGCUUUUGCGGGCACAAGAUCACCCGAUGGACAGACGGUGCGCUCACCACUCAUGCCUGGCAAACCAUCACACAGUCGUUCCAACAGCAACUCAUCAGUGCAGCUCAAUGGAUUGACAGAGGAUCUUCAUGAGGUCGAGCUCUAAUUGGCGGCUGCUCAGCAUGACUGUCGUCUUUUAUCCACCACAAAAGGCAGCCAUAACAACCCCUGAUAAACCCCUUCCCAAGCGGGUGACAGAAAAAAAAGGUGCCCACGAAAUGCUGAUCACGGGGGACGCUGCAGUUGGAAUGGGCAUGUGGGACUUUUGCACGAGAUUCUGGGGUGCGCUCUAAACCACCAAGGUAUGUCAGACAUGUACUAACAGAAAUAGAAAUGCGGGGGGUUUUGGACAUUUUGUAGCUAUAUAUAUAUAUAUGUGUGUGUGUUUUGUUUUAUGUUUUAGAGAGAAGGGAAAGAGUUGGGCUGGCCUCGUUUACAGGUGAGAAAAAUGGAGCAGGAGCCGCAUGCAGAUGCCCUUGUACAGAUAAUCUGCGCCUACCCAGUUUUUUUUUUUUUUAAAAAAAAAACGCGAACAAGUUCACACCCGCACUCCAUUUUGAUGUUCGUUUCUGGGCGAAGGAUAGAAGAGAAGGUGCGUUCUAGUGUGACAAGUAUGGCUCUGUAGAGUACUGUUGUUUUGGUGUACUGCACUAGCCGCAGUAUAUUGUCUCUGUUUUAUUCUUUGGGUACGAAUCGAUUCUUUCAUCUUGAAACAAUUGUGUUACGCCUUGUUGUG